CCGACUCAUCAGCGCAGGCCAGCCCCGUUACAUCACAGCCGCUCCUCUCCAGCCAGCGAGCCAUAAAAAUGUGGGGUUGUGUCUUGGGUUUAGCCCGGGUGUGCACUUGGAGUGACGGGUCUCGUCAGGAGCUGAGGUGGUGAAGAGGAUCCCAGCUCCGGUCCGAGAGGAUGGUUUGGACAUUUGUCUUUGUUCUGCUGGGCUCCAGCUGUCGGGCAGAGGGAACCAAUGCCGGCCUGAAAGGCAGAAUAACGCAGAGGGGCCUGGAGUACGGUCAGCAAUUCGGCCUGGAGGCGGUGAAGUCACUGCUGAAGAAGAAGUACAUCCCGGAUCUGAAUGGCUCAUACAACAUCCCUCUCCUCGGGGACGUGGGCUAUUCCGUGUCCAGGAUCCAGAUUCAAGAGCUGCAGCUGAAUGAGUCUGUCGUAAGCUUCUCUGAGGGGACAGGCGUGAGGCUCGUGGUCAGCAGUGCCCGCGUCCAGCUCCACGGUGUCUGGCGAGUGAAAGUCCUGUUCGUACCCGACAGCGGCUCCUUUGACCUGAGCGUGAGCAACCUGUCCCUCUCCACCGAGCUGGGGGUGAGCAGGGAUGACAGUGGCCGUCCCCAGGUGUGGAGCACCAACUGCCGCUCCAGCAUCGGGAGGCUGGAUGUGAAGUUCCAUGAUGGAGCCAGCUGGCUUUACAAUCUGUUCUCGGGGGCUCUCCAGGCACCCCUGCGGUAUGAAGUCAAUAGGCAGCUCUGUCCUGAGCUCGGGAAAGGGAUCAGUGAUCUGCAGCGAGUCCUGAAGACCAUGCACGUCUCAGCCCAGAUCGACCCAUUUGCUGCAAUUGACUAUUCCUUGGUGAACAAGCCAGUGAUUGCCAGGGAGCAUGGAGACAUGGACCUGAAGGGCGAGUUCUAUGGCGUGGGCAAGCACAGGGAGAGCCCCUUCUCCCCUGCCCCCUUCUUGCUGCCUGACGAGGGUGACCACAUGCUGCUUCUCGGCCUCUCCGAGUUCUCGGCCAACUCGGCUGCGUUCGUCUACUUCACGGCGGGGGCCUUGCGGAAAAACUUCAGGGAUGACAUGAUCCCGAAGCGCUCCCCCAUCCGGCUGAACACCGGGAGCGUGGGGCUCUUCUUCCCAGAGCUGAGGAAGCUCUACCCCGACAUGCCCAUGGAGCUGCACCUGUCUGCCCGCAAGCAGCCGCUGCUGACCUGCCACCCGGACAGCCUGGCCCUGGCCUUGUUCGGCACAGCCGAGGCCUUCGUCGUCCUGCCAAACGCCACUCUGGCCUCAGCCUUCCUGCUGGACCUGGAUGCCAGCCUGGCGGGGCAGCUGCAUCUCGACUCAGCCAAAGUCGGGGGCUCUGUGGCUCUGACUGACUUCAGCCUGUCCGUGGUGUGGUCCCACGUCGGCUCGGUGCAGGUGAAAACUCUGGAGACCCUGCUGAAGCUUGCGCUGCGGAUGGUUGCAUUGCCGAUGGCGAACAAGAAGCUGAAGAAAGGAUUCCCCCUGCCCAGCAUCUAUAACCUCAGCCUGGUGAAUCCCCAUGUCAAAAUCAACCAGGGAUUUGUGUUGGUAGCCACAGAUGUGCAGUACAAGGCUUGAGCUGCCAUGGCUGGGUAGCCCCUUCGGCGAGAGCCGCUGCCCUACAGGAGAACACAUACAGCCCCUGGCUCCCCUCGCCCCCUGCAUCCUGCUGCUGCCUACCCUGGAGCCAGCCUGGAAACCAGGGCCAGAGGGGGGAUUUUGUGUUACUUUAAGUAAAACUGAUUUUUUUAUGCCCUCAA
Gopherus evgoodei (Goodes thornscrub tortoise) is the source of this 1771-nucleotide messenger RNA. Its product is annotated as bactericidal permeability-increasing protein-like. Bases 171 to 1589 code for a protein of 472 amino acids. The transcript is spliced from 16 exons. Gene Ontology annotation, molecular function: lipopolysaccharide binding. Gene Ontology annotation, biological process: lipopolysaccharide-mediated signaling pathway; defense response to Gram-negative bacterium; innate immune response. The record is from RefSeq and is a predicted model, not a curated record. Lineage: Eukaryota; Metazoa; Chordata; Testudines; Testudinidae.